AUGGGGUCAGUUCCCCCUCGGCCGCCACCCUCAAAGAGCGUAAUCACUCGACGGCCCUGUCCGGAGCAGCUCUCGUGGCUCAAAAAAAGUGCCCUCCCUCCACACCAUCCGAGGCCAAUUGAAAACGUGAUGAAAGACGCUCAGGAUAUAUUCUCCUACGGGUUCAACGUCGGCCAUUCUCGGUUCUUCUCAUGUGUUCCCUCCCCAGCAUCCAAAGUCUCCUGGCUCGGAGACGCAAUGACAUCCGCAUUCAAUCCGUUCGGAGGAAGUUUGGAGGCUGGGACAGGCGUCUGUACAGUGGAGUCGUCAUUGAUAGAGUGGAUUGCACAGAGAUUCGGUCUCCCAACUUCCGCUGGUGGACACUUUGUCUCCGGGGCAUCAAUGGCAACUCUCACGGCUAUAAUUGUAGCGCGGGACCAAAUUCUCGGCGAGUGCGAAGCAAGACGCUCGAAGGGAAUUGCAUACAUCUCCGACCAAACCCAUUUCUCCGUUCGCAAAGCGCUUCGAAUCAUUGGCAUACCGCUAGGCAAUGUCCGUGUCAUCCCGUCUGACGCAGGGUUCCGAAUGAAUCCCGAUAAGCUUAGCGAGACAAUCCUGGAGGAUAUACGAGAUGGAAGACGACCGUUCCUUGUGGUUGGAACGUGUGGAACAACAGGGAGCGGUGCCAUUGACCCCCUAUAUGAGAUCGGGAAGACUACACGCCUCCAUAAUAUCUGGUUACAUGUCGAUGCGGCGUAUGGUGGAUCUGUCGCGUUCUCAUCCACGCAUUGCUCGCUUGUAAGUGGGCUUAGUAACGCGGAUAGUAUCGCGUGGGAUGCGCACAAGUGGUUAUUCCAGACUCAUGGAUGCGGCGCUGUGGUCUUUCGCGAUGCAACAACCGCACUCUCAAGCUUUAAAACACCCACAGCACAUUUUCUGGUAGAUCUCGACAAGGGAGAGGACCUACCAGAUCUAUGGAAUUAUGGAAUCGAGUUAACCCGGCCGGCACGACACAUGAGGUUGUGGUUUUCUCUACAGGCCUUGGGCAUGGAACGGAUCGACCAGAUGAUUUCUCGGGGGUUUCAUCUAUCAAAGCUGGCUGAGAGGGAGCUCAGUAAACUCCUGGGGUGGAAAAUCAUAUCGCCUGCUACUAUGGGUAUUGUCAAUUUUCGAUUUAUGCCGGAAGGCGAGCCAGCUCCUUACAUGGAUAUUGUGAAUGGCCGAAUAUCGAAGGAUCUGAUUGAUAAAAACAUUGCCGUCAUUCUUACUAGUCGGUUAACUGGUGUGGUCAGUCUGCGUAUGUGUACAAUUAACCCGGAGACAACAGAUGAGGAUAUUAAGGAUGUUGUUCAUGCGUUAGAUGAAGCGGCACAGCUUCAUUACACACCAAGUGGCUAUAUACGUUCUAAGCUAUGA
Messenger RNA from Penicillium cataractarum, 1395 nucleotides. RefSeq names its product pyridoxal phosphate-dependent decarboxylase family protein. The transcript has a single exon. Gene Ontology annotation, molecular function: pyridoxal phosphate binding; carboxy-lyase activity. Gene Ontology annotation, biological process: amino acid metabolic process. NCBI's taxonomy places the organism in Eukaryota, Fungi, Ascomycota, Eurotiomycetes, Eurotiales, Aspergillaceae. The record is from RefSeq and is a predicted model, not a curated record. Bases 1 to 1395 code for a protein of 464 amino acids.